This is a messenger RNA of Budorcas taxicolor (takin), 1962 nucleotides long. It is a transcript of the gene GPR4, whose product is annotated as G protein-coupled receptor 4. The record is from RefSeq and is a predicted model, not a curated record. Gene Ontology annotation, molecular function: G protein-coupled receptor activity. Gene Ontology annotation, cellular component: membrane. Bases 806 to 1894 code for a protein of 362 amino acids. The transcript has a single exon. NCBI's taxonomy places the organism in Eukaryota, Metazoa, Chordata, Mammalia, Artiodactyla, Bovidae. Gene Ontology annotation, biological process: G protein-coupled receptor signaling pathway.
UCAACUGCUCAGCCCCUACCAGGACCAAGCUGGAGCCCCUCCCAUGUCUCUUUAAAUUUCCUGUAUUGGUUACCCUGUGCUGAUAGAGCCCUUACUCACCACCUUCCUGUUUCUUUAAAACCCUUCCCACAUUCCCCAGACUGAGUCUUCCCUCUCUUUCAUCCCUCAUAGGACAACCCCCUUUUUUGUGGUCUUCGCCUCUUUGGUUACCUCCCUUAUUUCCUUAUUUCUUACUUGGGUCCUAGGAGGUGUCAGCACCCCCAUCCAUCUGGCCUGGUCUCCUCCACUCCCAAACUGUGAACUACCCUAUCUCAACACUACCCCAUACAUUUCCUGCACCUUCUAGUACAUUUCACCUCACUGUUACUUCAGCAUAGCCACGCUUACUUUCUACAUCCUCCACAAAUCUCUCUCUCUCACCACUGCCCACUGAUGCCUUCAUCUCCCCUAUAAACACUCCCCUUGGUCAAUCGUGUGUUACCCCAGUACUCUCCCAUUUAUGCUCCGGUUGGGUCUAUAAAACCUCCUUGACAAAGGUCUGUGUUAAUCCUGCCACCCCCAAACCUCCCUCCUGUGGUAAUUCUAUCCUUUCUCCAACUUUUCUCUCUGAAGCCUCUGUCCUUCUCUGCCCAGUCUGGCCCACAAUUCGCAGUCCACCUCAUUCUCUAACCCGUGAACUGCCUCCCACCAUGUUCCCCUGAGCCUCCAAGGAGGGGGCUCAGGGGGGCCUGAUGGCCUCCCGCCCCCUGUGGCCCCAUAGCCCCCGUGGGCCAGGGGAAGCACCCCGAAAGACCCAGUGCCAAGGAUGGGCAACCGCACAUUGGAGGGCUGCCACGUGGACUCCCGCGUGGACCACCUCUUCCCGCCCUCCCUCUACAUCUUCGUCAUCGGCGUGGGGCUGCCCACCAACUGCCUGGCCCUGUGGGCUGCCUACCGCCAGGUGAGGCAACGCAACGAGUUGGGCGUGUACCUGAUGAACCUCAGCAUCGCUGACCUGCUGUACAUCUGCACGCUGCCGCUGUGGGUGGACUACUUCCUGCACCACGACAACUGGAUCCACGGCCCUGGGUCUUGCAAGCUCUUCGGGUUCAUCUUUUACACCAACAUCUACAUCAGCAUUGCCUUCCUGUGCUGCAUCUCAGUGGACCGGUACCUAGCCGUGGCCCACCCGCUGCGGUUCACCCGCCUGCGUCGUGUUAAGACGGCCGUGGCCGUGAGCUCCGUGGUCUGGGCCACGGAGCUGGGCGCCAACUCGGCACCCCUGUUCCAUGAUGAGCUCUUCCGCGACCGUUAUAACCACACCUUCUGCUUCGAGAAGUUCCCCAUGGAGGGCUGGGUGGCCUGGAUGAACCUCUACCGAGUCUUCGUGGGCUUCCUCUUCCCCUGGGCCCUCAUGCUGCUGUCGUACCGCGGCAUCCUGCGGGCUGUGCGGGGCAGCGUGUCCACCGAGCGCCAGGAGAAGGUCAAGAUCAAGAGGCUGGCCCUCAGCCUCAUUGCCAUCGUGCUGGUCUGCUUCGCACCCUACCAUGUGCUCCUGCUGUCGCGGAGCGCCGUCUACCUGCGCCGCCCCCGGGACUGUGGCUUUGAGGAGCGUGUCUUCUCAGCCUAUCACAGCUCGCUGGCCUUCACCAGCCUCAACUGCGUGGCUGAUCCCAUCCUCUACUGCCUCGUCAACGAGGGCGCCCGCAGUGAUGUGGCCAAGGCCCUACACCACCUGCUCCGCUUCCUGGCCAGCAACAAGCCCCAGGAGAUGGCCAACGCCUCGCUCACCCUGGAGACCCCGCUCACUUCCAAGAGGAACAGCGUGGCCAAGGCCAUGGCAGCUGGCUGGGUGGCAGCUCCGCUCGCCCAGGGGGACCAGGUGCAGCUGAAGAUGCUGCCGCCGGCACAGUGAACCUCGAAUCCUGCAGAGCCCCUACUCCUCCCGUCUAACCUCCACUCCCUUCCUUUCUGGCCCAGUGU